AUGAAUGUCGCGCUCACGUCUCAAGUACCUUCGACCACCAUCGACGUCAAGAUCGUAUAUCGAACCCUCAUGGCAUGCGUAUCGGACCUUACUCAAGAUACUCUAUACACACUCUUUUCGCUCGUUGCGGAGCUCGACGAGCCAACAACGCGCAGUCUGGGCUGGCUGCGCUUGACACACGUCUGUCGCUUAUGGCGGAUGGUGGGUCAUAGUCAUAGUACGCUAUGGGCGCGCGUAUACGGAAGUUUUGCAUCUCGAGAGGCCCUGGUCGCUGCGCGUGCGCGUGCACGCAAAGUACCGCUGAAAGUCACCGUGCCCAAGGGUCUGACUAAGAAGGACGAAGAUAUACUUGCGGAUAACAUUCUUCGAGAUUUCGCCCUCAUCGAAACAUUAUCCGUGCGGAGAAUCUCGCGAUCGUGGACUCAGCUCGUGGUACAGGCGCGUCACCUACCGCAGCUCCGCCAACUCAUCAUCGACGACAACGACACUCCUGAGCGCGAAGCCAUGUCGAAAAGGAUGUCCGAGGUCCAGCAAACAGGCUUGUCCUCCGAGCGCAUAUACGCGCCAAAGCUCGAGAACCUGCGCUUGCAGGGCGGUCGUCCGAUCCCAUUUGUCGCACCUGCGCUCACUACACUGGUUAUCUCUAAACAUGUCACAACCCAGUGGAUGUUACUUGACAUCCUUUACGAAUGCUCCUCACUGGAAACAAUCACCAUCGACUAUAUAUUUGUGAUGCCCUUGCCCUCGAUCGAAACCCACAAGACCAUCGAAUUGCCGUGCUUGCGCUCUUUCAAACUCCUACUUCACCCCGUUUUUCACGGUCUCCUACACCGAGAGAUUCAGGACUUCCGUCGCAAAAUUCAACUCCCUGCUGGAGCGUGGAGAUUGAGAUGGCCGGCUAGUUCGAGGUCCACUGCACGCUCCUGA
Peniophora sp. CBMAI 1063 is the source of this 927-nucleotide messenger RNA. Lineage: Eukaryota; Fungi; Basidiomycota; Agaricomycetes; Russulales; Peniophoraceae. The record is from the annotation of a GenBank genome assembly.